Messenger RNA from Oncorhynchus mykiss (rainbow trout), 4734 nucleotides. Its product is annotated as alpha/beta hydrolase domain-containing protein 17A. Gene Ontology annotation, cellular component: plasma membrane; endosome membrane. Lineage: Eukaryota; Metazoa; Chordata; Actinopteri; Salmoniformes; Salmonidae. Gene Ontology annotation, biological process: regulation of postsynapse organization; protein depalmitoylation. The record is from RefSeq and is a predicted model, not a curated record. Gene Ontology annotation, molecular function: palmitoyl-(protein) hydrolase activity.
AAUAGGCUGUUUUUUUUAUUUUGUGUUUGUAGUAACUAGUGACGAUCAAAGUUCCCCCGCUUUUCCAUUGGAAGCUUUCCCCCUUCACUGUCAUUUCCGGACGCGGCGAAACAGAAGGGAAAAAAAUAUUGCACAGCCAAUGGAAUGGAUUAAUAAAUGACAGUAGCUAGCUAGCAACUCGAAAGUAAUAAUUUCAACCACAAAACAUAUGUGAUUAUCAAAACGGGUAUCCUGGACGCUUGUUUUUUUAAAGUCUCGCUAUAUAUUUGCACCAGUCCAUAAAUGACGGUCCUAUCUGAGGAGACGGUGUUUCCAGGUCUGAAUAGCUAAACUAGUUAGCUGGCUACCCAAUGCUAGCUAGUUAGCGGAUACAUUUCUGCUAACUAACAUUAGAUUGCCAGCCUUGAUUUGGUAUCUGUGGUUAAUCCGAAAAUUGUAUUUGUGUCUCAUCAUUUUUAGCAUUGCCGGUGUGUUUACUUAUUUCGUUGCCGUUUGAACGUGUUUUAAAGGCACGACUUAACGUUAACGCUUUGACUCCUUCGCUUGUGGGCUAGCUAGGUAGCUAGUAGAAGGUCAACAUUGUUGAACCCUGCUAGCUACAGCUGACUACAGUGGGUGGGAUAGACACUUAUCAGCAAACCGUCAGCUGCAGUUAUGUGUAAUGAGAUAUAAACAGAGUGGGUGUUUUCUGCUAUCCAGAUCCAGACAGUUGUUCAUUAGUUAGUCAUUAGCUAGCUAACUGGGAAAGUAGCUAUAACAUUACCUGCUGGCUAAAGUUACUCAAUUCUCUCCAACCAUGAUCAAGUUGAUGCGCACGAAAAUACCUCAAUAACAACAGACAAUACUUGGAAAUAUGGAUUUCACGUGGACUUCAGCCAUACUUCAAAAUCCUCCGAUUCUACUUUCAAAAUUACAUUUUCAAACUACUGUCUUAGCUACUUUUUGAUUUUUGCUGACAGGACAACUUUCCCUGUUUUGUUUUGGAGAGUAUUGUUUUGACUUGGGAUCUCUGGUAGAUUUUUGCAUGGUAGUUAGUUUCUUUCUCAAUAACAGAGUGGACAAUGAAUGGCCUAUCUGUCAGUGAGCUAUGCUGCCUGUUCUGCUGCCCCCCCUUUCCGAGCCGUAUUGCUGCCAAGCUUGCCUUCCUGCCUCCUGAGCCUACAUAUUCCCUCCUCCCAGACCUAGAGGGGUCUGCAGCAACGGGGACAGCAGGGACCGCAGGGCUGAGAUCCAGAGCUAGUGGGGUACCUGGAGCUGCUGUAGGGGGUUCAGUCAGCACUGGUCCUGCAGAAGGAAAAUGGAAGCUCCACCUGACAGAGCGAGCCGAGUUCCAGUAUUCCCAGAGAGAACUGGAUGCUACAGAUGUGUUCCUUACCCGCUCCAGUCGUGGAAACAGAGUGGGAUGCAUGUACAUCCGCUGUGCCCCCACUGCCAGGUUCACAGUGCUGUUCUCUCACGGCAAUGCGGUGGACCUUGGCCAGAUGAGCAGCUUCUAUAUCGGCCUGGGAACGCGUAUCAACUGCAAUAUCUUCUCCUACGACUACUCUGGCUACGGUGUCAGCACGGGCAAGCCUUCAGAGAAGAACCUCUACGCUGACAUUGACGCCGCCUGGCAGGCCCUGCGCACACGAUAUGGCAUCAGCCCAGAGAACAUAAUCCUGUACGGGCAGAGCAUUGGCACCGUGCCCACGGUCGACCUGGCAUCUCGGUAUGAGUGUGCUGCCGUGGUGCUCCACUCCCCCCUCACCUCUGGCAUGCGGGUGGCCUUCCCAGACACCAAGAAGACCUACUGCUUUGAUGCUUUCCCCAACAUUGAGAAGGUGUCUAAGAUCACGUCGCCAGUGCUGAUCAUCCACGGGACGGAGGACGAGGUGAUCGACUUCUCCCACGGCCUGGCUCUGUUCGAGCGCUGUCCCAAGGCCGUGGAACCACUCUGGGUGGAGGGGGCGGGACACAAUGACAUCGAACUGUACAGCCAGUACCUGGAGCGCCUGCGCCGCUUCAUUGGCCAGGAGCUGGCCGCACAGCACGCCUGAUACCACCUGAGCCCCCAGUCCUCCUCUGGCUCCGUGCUGUUCCCCUGGUCGGAGUGGGUCAGUGAAAAUGGGUGGCUCUGUCUGGGAAGAGGGGUGAAGCCUGGCCUCUCAGAAUGAAUAAUCCUUCACCUUUUGGUCAACUUUGUCUGGAUGCUCGCAGCCCUGUCUUUUUGUUGUUUUCCAUCUUUUCUGUCCCUGUCAUUAAUACUGGUCAGGGAUUCUCUAGUCCACCUCCCGCCCCGGGGACAGUGCAAGAAUGCAACCCAGACAUGGAGGGCUCUCUACUGGUCUGUCUAAAGCCCCACUCUCUUACCCCAGCCUAACACAACCUCAGAUAGGUCAGGUGUUCCAAACAUGUACUGUUUAACCUCUGAGACAUUUACACAUGAUUCAACUUUAACUAACAACCCUAACAUGGACAAAUAAUUGUGUGAUGAAUAUUUGUCAUUUUAUCUUUUAUAACACAUGACACUGAGCCACUACUUUACAAAUCAUGUGGUAUUGACAGAUUAGUAUAACUGUCCUGUUUGAAAGCAGGUUUGUUGCUCAUGUUUUGUGUGGAAUCUUCUUAGCUCUCUCUCGUUUACAAUUAAGAUGUCAGAUUAAUAGUCUAUGAAUCAUUUGUUUCAUAGACAUAUAAAUCAUACAUUUUUAUCAUUAUUAAGCAUGGAUUCAUUUGAAUCCAUAAAGUGAUUAGAGCAAAAAGUUGCUGAAUUUUUUGCUUUGGCUGAAGUUCAACAUUCAGCCAAAUUAAUUGUUUCAAAAGCAUUCUUAAGUCUCUUGCAUAUCUCUAAGGCACUAAUGAUUUCUAGCUCGGCAACCACUCUUAUGUUUCUAGCUCAGCAACCACUCUUAUGUUUCUAGCUCAGCAACCACUCUUAUGUUUCUAGCUCAGCAACCACUCUUAUGUUUCUAGCUCGGCAACCACUCUUAUGUUUCUAGCUCGGCAACCACUCUUAUGUUUCUAGCUCGGCAAUCACUCUUAUGUUUCAAGCACGGCAACCACUCUUAUGUUUCUAGCUCAGCAACCACUCUUAUGUUUCUAGCUCGGCAACCACUCUUAUGUUUCUAGCUCAGCAACAACUCUUAUGUUUCUAGCUCAGCAACCACUCUUAUGUUUCUAGCUCAGCAACCACUCUUAUGUUUCUAGCUCGGCAACCACUCUUAUGUUUCAAGCACGGCAACCACUCUUAUGUUUCUAGCUCAGCAACCACUCUUAUGUUUCUAGCACGGCAACCACUCUUAUGUUUCUAGCACGGCAACCGCUCUUAUGUUUCACGCACUGAACUAAAUUCACUUCUUACUGGGUUUCUGUCUGAAAUGGUGGUUCCACAUCCAGCUUCAGAUGUUUUCAAAGGCUUUUUUGUAAGUGAUUUACAGAGUUGUACAAACAAUUUCACUUUAGGUAUUUCUAAAUCAGUGAGUUUAUUUCAUACCUCCAAAAACACUAAAUCAUUGUGAAUCACUAAGCUUUUGCCAGUAAUGGCCAUUCACAUAGUAAAUUGGGUCGGGUCAGUUGAGACUAAGCUGGAUGGAGUAUUAACUGAACUUGCUGCUAAAGAUUAGGAUAAAAUGGAUUGAAAAGGGUCACACUCUCCACAUCCAUUAAUGCAGCUUAGUUUGAUGGGAAAUUGAACAGUCAUACAUGUUUCAAUAAUAUUUUUUACGCUGUACAGUAGAGUGGAGCCAAUACACGCUGCUGGUCCCAUAUGAUAUUUGAAAACACUUAUUCAGCCAUGUCAUGUUACAUGUGUGAUUUAGUUUCUUGUUUACUUCAUUUUAGGGUAAAUAACACUUCAUUAUAACAUUAGUAGAGCUAUGGAAUAGGAUGUGCUCUAUUUUGUUAUUGACCACGUUUAUUUUGAGCAGGCUCCCUUUUCAGCUCCAACUAGCCCUUUUCACUCACUUCAUCCUGUUGCCACACUAUUUCAGACAGACUUGGGAUUCCACCAUUUCUGUCCGUCUGUGUGUGAAAGUUGACUUGGACGAAUGCCCAACUUCUCUGGCAUAUGGGGUCCACCACCACAAGAUAGUGGAGAUCCUUGGGUUGGGUUUUGGGGGAGUCAGGAUAACAUGUUCAUAGCAACCAAAGUUUAACAGGAAAUGUUCUGUCUUGGAACAAAGCGGGCCUGCUUUUCUAAUGGUAUGUUCAUCAGAACCAAAGAGAAAGUCCAUCACAUCACCCAUAGUACAUGGGUUUCUUAUCAGCCACUGCAUACAGUUAGGGAACAGAAGUGAGUGUUUACUCCCUAUGAUGGACUAUUGUAUCGAGAAUACAAGCAAUACAACUGAUUUGUGUCUGGGUGGUCUGAGAGAGGAGCAUGUGUCUGUGGGGGGUAGGGUUGCAAAAUUCUGGGAACAUAGAAGAAAUUCACUUGUUUUCCCGAAAUCCCAGUUGGAGGGUUCCCCGGACGCAGGAGGGAGUAAGCAGGACUCAAGUCAUCCAACCAGGACUCAUGGAAAACAAGGGAAUUUAUUGAAAGUUCACAGAAUUUUGCAACCCUAGUGGGAGGUGACAGACUGACUGUUCCAGACACACAUUCAGAGCUUUUGUUUGAAGAAACUAAGUUAUGGAAAUACAUUUUUGUAAUCAAACGUAAUGUGCCUUCGAAAAGUAUUCAGAUCCCUUGACUUUUUCUACAUUUUGUUAGGUUACAGCCUUAUUCUAAAGUUGAUUCAAUUGUAUUAUUUUACUCAU